CAAAUAAUAUCUACAAAAUGAUUAUUCGAAAUCCUUCAUCGAGCAAUAACAAGCAGCUCUGAGUGGUCCGUUCUAGCCAGCGCCGAGAAAAGUAACAGGGACCACGUGACAACAACGCACAUCGAAAAUAAUUUACAGAGCUAAAUAAUUGCGUUAAUUAAUGUGAAUAGACAUUAAACGAAAUAUAAACAGUAUAAAUAGUAAAAACAGCAUAACUAUUAUUUAUAUUCGUCUAAGCCCCGCCCACUCCAUACACGUAAGUAAGUCAGUUCGCGCUUCUGCCUUCAUUCUGUUUCAGCGGAACUGCGUGGCGAUUUCCACAACUUCCAGCAUCUGAUGGGAAAAACGGGACGCGAGGAAAUCUCCAUCGGAAUCCAGACACCUAAAUAAUAUAACUGAGAAUGACAUCUGCUCUCUAGACUCACACUUUCAGGUGUGUUUUUAGCACUGCUCUUCAAACAUGCAGAACAGCGACUUAAAACAGCGACAGAAGAGUUCAAACAGGCAGCAGAACGGAGAGAAGCGGAGCGCUGCUGAGGAGAAGAAGAAGAAAGAGGCCGAUAAAAGAGAGGGAUUCAGUCCUGACGCGAAGCUCUGCGUCAGUCUGAUCUGUCUCGCGCUCUCCCUCCUCAUCACAUGGCUGCAUCUUCAGCAGAGCGCCAAACUAGCAGAAAUGACGGGAAAGUGCGAGUUUCUGCAGGAGAAGAGCCGCAGUGUUCAGGAGCUCGACGACAAACUGACUCAAGUCUCUCACAAGCUUCAGGCCUCCGCAGACGGCGCCACGCUGCUGUUGAAGCUGAAACACGCCCUCGGCUCCGUCCUCAACACCUCAGCGGCACUGCAGGCGGAGCAGGAAGCGUCUUCAGACCGGCUGCAGGCGCUACACCUCCGCUUCCAGAGCGCGAGCGACCAGCUGUCCGUGAGCGACGAGCUCCACACGCUCAAGACGCAAUCACGCGCCGCACACGGACAUGUGACGGAGCACAUCAACGACAUCGACGGGCGUCUGCGUGAGCUGAGCGAGCGGCUGAAGGAGGUGCAGGACGGCACGAGGAGGAACGCGCGUGUGCUGGACCGCACCGAGGAGGAGGACGCGCAGCGGGUGCGCGAGCAGACGGACUGGAACGGCCGCCGCGUCUCCAGGCUCCAGGAGCAGCUCGAGCAGCUGGCGGCACAGGGCCGCGGGCUGCAGGAGAAGCUGGAGUCACGCGCUCCUCACGCUCAGGACACGCAGCUGGCGGCCGCGGAGGAGGCCGUGCGCUCCAUGCUCCGGGUCCGAGCGCACGUGAGCGCCACACACAGGAGAGUCCAGGAGCUGGAGCAGCAGGUGCGGAGCACGGAGGACCAGAUGAGAGAGACCCGCUCGCAGAUACGUGACCUCAGACCGGCUUCGCAGGAGGAGAUCUGAGCCGAGGAACCAGACCGAUGUGCCGCAUCUACUGUACUUCUGACAUAUGGGGCAUCUUAAAGCAGUAUGCAGUGUUAUAAGCUUAAUCAACAAAACAUCACUCAUUUCCUUUAAUAGUGAAAGCAGAAAUCUGGGUUACUGUGAGACACUUACAGUGGAAGUCAACUGAUUCAUUAGUGUGAUCAAAAGACAGUAUUGAGAUUAGAAAAAAACACUUACCAACCAUUUCUGUCUAACGUUAUAUCCACAUUUAUAUCUUCAUUGCGAUGAAAACAUAAUGCCAUAAAACGAUUGUAAAAA
Megalobrama amblycephala (Wuchang bream) is the source of this 1708-nucleotide messenger RNA. RefSeq names its product inhibitor of nuclear factor kappa-B kinase-interacting protein-like. The record is from RefSeq and is a predicted model, not a curated record. NCBI's taxonomy places the organism in Eukaryota, Metazoa, Chordata, Actinopteri, Cypriniformes, Xenocyprididae.